Molecule: messenger RNA, 945 nt
Organism: Ruditapes philippinarum (Manila clam)
Lineage: Eukaryota; Metazoa; Mollusca; Bivalvia; Venerida; Veneridae
Exons: 2
Coding region: 1-945 (314 amino acids)
Source: RefSeq, a predicted model, not a curated record
AUGGUUCUAAUGCAGACGGCGAUUACAGAUAUUAAAAGUCCAGAUACCUCUGCAACACAGUCUGUUAGACAUUUUUUGGACUCUGGAUCUCAUCGGACAUAUAUAACUGAAAACUUAGCAAGAAAGUUACAUCUUAACGGGAGAACAGGAAAUAAAACUUGUAACGUUUGUGUGAACAUAGUUCCGACAAUAAGUGGCAAUUUGCAUAGAAGUCCAGCAGGCGUUUUGAAUAAGGAGCACGUUAAACAUAUUAUUGGAAGUGUUGAUUUAGCUGAUACAUUACCAAAUAGAAACGAAACACCAUCAAUAGAAAUGUUAGUUGGUAACGACUAUUAUUUGGAUUUUAUUCUGUGUCAAAAGAUCGAACUAAAUCCUGGUUUGUUCCUUCUUGGGUCCAAGUUAGGAUGGAUCCUUACCGGAAGAACUUCUGAUCAAGAUAGCGAUGGCCCAUGUAUGCUUAUUCUAACGCAUGGUAAUAAUGCAACAAAUACAAUUUUAUUUGCCGAUGUGGAUAGUGUUGUACCUGUGAAACCAAAUUUAGAAGACUUUUGGAAUGUGGAGUCAAUAGGUGUUAUAGAAAAACAAAAUAUCUCAGAUGAUGAACAUGCAAUGAAAAUGUUUCAGGAUACAAUUCAGUUUGAAAAUGGCCGAUACCAAGUCACGUGGCCUUGGACUGAAGAAUUUCCUGAUUUACCUGUGAACAGGGACUUGGCAAUAGGUCGCUUAAAAAGCUGUGUUAAUAAACUAAAAACAAAACCUAAGUUAGUGAUGAAAUAUGAUGAAGUUAUGAGAGAUCAGCUAAGUAAAGGUGUUAUAGAGAAAGUUGAAAAAUCACCACUAGAUGGUUUGGUACAUUAUUUGCCACACCAUGCUAUUAUCACACCGCAGAAAACAACAACUAAGAUACGCGUAGCAUACGAUGCUACGGCGAGAACAAGAAAAUAA